Molecule: messenger RNA, 3327 nt
Organism: Vespula pensylvanica (western yellowjacket)
Lineage: Eukaryota; Metazoa; Arthropoda; Insecta; Hymenoptera; Vespidae
Product: SIN3-HDAC complex-associated factor
Exons: 6
Coding region: 295-1485 (396 amino acids)
Biological process (GO): negative regulation of cell migration
Source: RefSeq, a predicted model, not a curated record
CCAGCUGGAAGUCGGCGGCAUUGCUAGUGUAUUGCCAUUCGAAUAUCUUUCUUAAAUAAACAUUCAAAAAGACAGAAAAGAUACUUUUUCAGUGAUUUAUAAAAGUUGUUUUUUCGUCUACAGUUCUAAGCAUCGUGAUUACAGGCACGCGAUAUUAUGAUCUACAAGAUUAAGCAGCAGUUUUCGUGUCACAGGAGGAUGCUAUUUUUGAUAUUUUCGCGUUACGAGACAUUUGAUAAAUAUAUGGUGAACAGUAUUGUGUGAUCAGUAAGAAACAUUAAGAUAACCGGCAAUAUGUUUAGUUUUCAUAAACCCAAAGUUUAUCGAUCCAGUACCGGAUGUUGUAUUUGCAAAGCUAAAUCGAGCAGUUCAAGAUUUACAGAUAGCAAAAAGUAUGAAGAUGAUUUUAUGGAAUGUUUUCAAUUAGAAGAAAGACGUACUGGAGAAAUUUGUAAUGCUUGUGUGUUGCUAGUAAAAAGAUGGAAAAAGUUACCAGCUGGAAGUAAUCGUAACUGGAGACAUGUUGUAGAUGCUCGUGCAGGGCCUGGUAUUAAAUCAUUAACAAAAUUUAAAUCAAAAAAUAAAAAGAAACUUAAAGAUGCGCCCGAAAAAUUUGAAAAAAUAAUGAAGAAAAAAAAUAUAUAUGUAAAAUCAGAGACAGAACGAGAACAAAGUCCUGCAAUGAGUGAUGAUUUGGUUGAUUAUGUGCCAGAAAAUAGUAGCAAGUGCUCUAGUAGAACAGGUAGUCCUACUGGCAGCGAUGAUAUUAAUACAGUUGACAAACCUUUAGAUAUUGCACAAGAGGAUUCUGAUGUAAAAAAUGAUUUAACUGUUAAUGGCUUUAUUGAUUUAUCUUAUUUCAAAAGGGAAAUUAUUUGCUGUGGUACAAUAUUCAAAGGCCCAUAUGGAGAAGUUAUAAUAGAUCCAGCAUUGAUAAAACCAUGUACAGGAUGCCUAUCUAAACAAAGACAGCAACAAUCAAAUGUGUUAAGAAAUAGUCCAGUACAUAGUUCAGCAUCGGCGAGUCCUGUUCAUAGUUCUGCAUCUGCUAGUCCUACUCACAGCGUAGAAUCAGGUGUAGAUUCAGCGGUGACAAAACAAACAAGUAAAACAUUCAGUGAUUCGUCUUCUGAUUCUGGUUAUGACGAAUCUUCUAAUCAAGGGGUUGGUGAGGGUAAAGUUACUAAAGUAAUUAUGAAUGUUAAUCCCAACCUUAAACCGAUUGUUAAAACACAACCGAUAAAGAGUGUGCAAUUAAAAGCUAUCCCUGUUGUAUCGGAAUCUGUCAGGUUAAAGUCAGAUGUGCCAAUAAAAUUGGUGCCUAUAAAACAAAUAGACCAACUUUCUUGUAAGCCAUUAUCUUUAGUAUCAUCAACCAAUGUUACUUUAAGCAGUAGUUCACAUACUAUUGUUACUGUCCCUGCCAACCCACUUGUUGAUUUUACAAUGCAUGCAAGUCCUUCUAGACAAUCUGUUUCUAAUUAAUGUCAAUUCUCUUAUAGAGGUUUAAUUUAUUAUUUUUUCUCUUUUUUCUUAUAUAGGUAGAUAUAUAUGUUAUGACACAAACUUAUUUUUUAAACAUGCUACCAUCAUUGCCCAGACAACAAAGGCUAUGGAAGGAUGUGUUUAAAACUUUAUAUUAAAUACAAUUGAAGAGUUUAUAAUGUUAUGAAUGAGGAUAACUGAUUUCUUAACUAGGGUAAUUGUUAUGACAUGCAUUAGAUAAGUAGUGCUCUUUGAAAAAAAAAAAAAAAAAAGAAAAGAAAUGUAAAGAAUUUUUAUUCCUACUCGUUGCAAGUUGAUAAAAGUAUUUGUAACUAUAUAUGAUAUUGACUUUAUAUGAGUAACAUGUUGAAAUUCACUUUACACUUUUCAAGUAGUUGUAAAAAAAAGAACAAUCGAAUAAGACCAUAAAGUUUUUAUUGACCAUCGUUUAUAGCAUAUGUAAAAUGUGUUAUAAACUGCCAUAUCUUAUAAUUGCUAACCUUUCAUAAAUUUGAUAAAUUUUCGAAAGGUUAUCAAUCUUUCUCCAAAUUUAAUAAGCUGUAUGUAUUUAAGUAUCGUUAUAAAAAUAUUAUGAAGAUAUAAGUAUUCACUCAGCAAGACAGCAGAUGGCAGUUUAUUACAUCUCUCGACUAUGCAUUUAUAAGAGUACUAUAUAAUAUAAAAGUUUAUCCAUCCACAGCUUCAGUUUUCUGGGUCAAUCUUUGCAAUCGUAUAUGUGAAUACUUAUGUGGAUGUCCCAAAAUGCCAAUCAAUCUUUAAAUGUUCGGGUCCAAAAAUUCUGAAAAGUAAUUCAUAUUAACUAGGAUCUAAUGUUGACAUUGUACCAGAUGCAUUUGAAAUUAUCUGUGCAAAACUCCAUGACGUUAAAAUUAAGGAAUCCAAUGAUGUGUUCAGGUAAUAUUAUCCUGAUCCACUUAGAGCAAUAAUAUACAAAUUAACUUUUUAAUAAAAUAUCUGAAGUUUGAUAAACUUAUCAUAUCACUAUGAUGAUAUAUUUAGGCAGUAUUACUAGGGACGAAAAUUGGUUAAGAAUAUGGCAAUCAGAUUGGCGAACUGGACCAGCAAAUUUAAUUAAGAUACUUUGAGAUAAGUAAUGAAGACACAAAAUAGAAAUGGGCUGAAUCAAUUUGAUACGAAAUUUAAGAAUAAUAAUAAAUAAGUAAAGGCUGGUAGUUCCUAGAUUUCAGAAAUGGACACGUUACAAAAAGAUAACACAAACUAAUGUACCUGUUGAAAACAGAUUAUUGUGAUUAUUCUCCAGAUCUUAUUUGAAUCAUACAUGUUUCAUGCACAAAAAAUUUUCUGAUAAGAGAUAUGUAUUUUAUUAGGAAAGUCCAUGUACGAUCGCAAAAGGCUUUCUUAUUUCAUUUCUUUUUUAAUAUUCUUUUGAAUUUUUAAUUAAAAACUUAUAUUAAAAAAUAUCUCUCAAUCUACAGAACUCUUAUUUAAGAUAGCAGUGCAUUUUAUAAUACAGAUAUAAACGAUCUUGCAUUUCCAUAGAUAUUUUUAAUGAAGUUUAAAGUUUGAUCCACAUGGACAAGGGCUGAGCAUUUUAUAUGUGCAAUAUAUAUUGCUAAUUCUGUGUAGAUUCAAGCAUAUUACUAAAUUUUAAUGUAACUGGCUGAUAACAAUUUUCUGAAUCUGAUAAUAAUCAUUAGAAAUAUAAAUAAAGUUUGUAAAAUUUGUGAUCUACUGUUUGACAAAAAAUUAAAAGCAUGUUUCAACUCUUUUCCAUCUAGGUAAAAGCUGAAAAUAAACUCUACACAGAUCGUCUUAUAGUAUUGCAUUCACAUAUAUUCUUAUAUGUUGUGUAUACGAAAU